AUGCAGCGCGUGCGGCGUGGGUCGCCGCUCUUUGCUCUCUACGACGACGACACACACUUGACGAAUCUUUCCAUCUACGAUCAGAUGCCCGCCAAGUUGAACAUCAGUGUCUGCUUCGGCUCCCAGCUCGCUCACUUCCGUGUAUCUUCGACAUACCCAGUUCAGAAGCUGUUGACUGUGUUGAGCAACCACAUCGGUGUUCAAGAUGUCCACAAGCUGCGCUUCAUGCACAAUGAAGGCCGAUUGGAAGCCCGUCAUACGACUCUUGAGCAAGCUGGUAUACAAGACGGAGAUUGCGUGGACUGCUGGUAUCAGCAGGGUGGAGGCUUCGCCCCGGACGGCAUUUGUAUCUCAUCGCCUACGGAAAUACCUCAAGUGGCACUGGAAGUAUCCCUACCACAAGGGCUAGUGGCUAAGAAAAUCUUCAGGCCUGGACAAGGGUGGUCCAUCAACCCGAGCCAGGUCAUCGAAUGGCGUGGUUCGGUAUCAGCUAGGAGGGGAUACGAUUCAUUUUCCGAAUUAGUGGAGCGGGACACCGGAGGUGAGGGAGCCGGUAUCUUUUGGUGUCUGAGUCGUGGCCCAUCAGGGGUAGACGCAUCGGUCAUGGACAAGCAUUUCGCUCUGGAUGACGAUAAUUCUGUUGUACUCGCGUACAACGAAGUUUCAUCAUACCUGGAACAGGUCUUGAGGGCGUUGAGCUUGGAUGCGAACGUCCGUGAAUGCUUCUUCCUAUCUCACUUUUGGAACCUCAUCAGAACUCGUUACAUCGCAAUACGUUUUCUUGACCAGGGAUUGUACGAAGAACUAGUACCACUCGCCCUUUCGCCUCCCCCGGAUGUAAUCACACGCAUCGUCAUGGUCUUCCAAAGGCUCGAUGAGGCCGACGUAGCAGCGUGGCCCAACGCGCGGGAGCGCAAAGAGCUCGGACCGGAAUACUGGAAGGAAGUGACGGGUGUCGAUGAGCGCGCUCUUGAUAUCUUACUGUACCGCGCGUUGGAGUGGAGGGUGGUGAUGCCGACCGCUGAUGACGAUUGA
This is a messenger RNA of Peniophora sp. CBMAI 1063, 1035 nucleotides long. The record is from the annotation of a GenBank genome assembly. NCBI's taxonomy places the organism in Eukaryota, Fungi, Basidiomycota, Agaricomycetes, Russulales, Peniophoraceae.